Messenger RNA from Haliotis rufescens (red abalone), 1341 nucleotides. Its product is annotated as calphotin-like. The transcript is spliced from 2 exons. Lineage: Eukaryota; Metazoa; Mollusca; Gastropoda; Lepetellida; Haliotidae. The record is from RefSeq and is a predicted model, not a curated record. Bases 1 to 1341 code for a protein of 446 amino acids.
AUGAAGGACAUCCCACCCCUUGCCAUUAGCAUCCCACCCCUGGCCAUUAGCAUCCCAACCCUGGCCAUUAGCAUCCCACCCCUGGCCAUUAGCAUCCUACCCCUGGCCAUUAGCAUCCCACCCCUGGCCAUUAGCAUCCCACCCCUGGCCAUUAGCAUCCCACCCCUGGCCAUUAGCAUCCCACCCCUGGCCAUUAGCAUCCUACCCCUGGCCAUUAGCAUCCCACCCCUGGCCAUUAGCAUCCUACCCCUGGCCAUUAGCAUCCCACCCCUGGCCAUUAGCAUCCAACCCCUGGCCAUUAGCAUCCUACCCCUGGCCAUUAGCAUCCUACCCCUGGCCAUUAGCAUCUCACCCCUGGCCAUUAGCAUCCCACCCCUGGCCAUUACCGACCUUCCCCUGGCCAUUAGCAUCCCAGCCCUGGCCAUUAGCAUCCCAGCCCUGGCCAUUAGCAUCCCACCCCUGGCCAUUAGCAUCCUAACCCUGGCCAUUAGCAUCCCACCCCUGGCCAUUAGCAUCCUACCCCUGGCCAUUAGCAUCCCACCCCUGGCCAUUAGCAUCCCACCCCUGGCCAUUAGCAUCCCAGCCCUGGCCAUUAGCAUCCCAGCCCUGGCCAUUAGCAUCCUACCCCUGGCCAUUAGCAUCCCACCCCUGGCCAUUAGCAUCCUACCCCUGGCCAUUAGCAUCCUACCCCUGGCCAUUAGCAUCCUACCCCUGGCCAUUAGCAUCCCACCCCUGGCCAUUAGCAUCCCACCCCUGGCCAUUAGCAUCCCACCCCUGGCCUUAAGCAUCCCACCCCUGGCCAUUAGCAUCCCACCCCUGGCCAUUAGCAUCCUAGCCCUGGCCAUUAGCCUCCCACCCCUGGCCAUUAGCAUCCUACCCCUGGCCAUUAGCAUCCCACCCCUGGCCAUUAGCAUCCCACCCCUGGCCAUUAGCAUCCUACCCCUGGCCAUUAGCAUCCCACCCCUUGCCAUUAGCAUCCCACCCCUGGCCAUUAGCAUCCCACCCCUGGCCAUUAGCAUCCCACCCCUGGCCAUUAGCAUUCCACCCCUGGCCAUUAGCAUCCCACCCCUGGCCAUUAGCAUCCCACCCCUGGCCAUUAGCAUCCCACCCCUGGCCAUUAGCAUUCCACCCCUGGCCAUUAGCAUCCCACCCCUGGCCAUUAGCAUCCCACCCUGGCCAUUAGCAUCCCACCCCUGGCCAUUAGCAUCCCACCCCUGGCCAUUAGCAUCCUACCCCUGGCCAUUGCUUUACGACGUAUGUUACCCUUCCGGCUCUCCCCCCAUUACAGACACACCGUAUAUAAUCACCGCCAAAAGAAACGCAAACCAUAUAAACAUAUAG